AUGCUCCGGCACUAUAACCACCUGUUGCGUGCUGUCAAAGUGGCUCCGUCAGUCCAAGUGAGGUAUACUCAGCCUUUACUUUUCGGAGGUAUAGCAGGCAAGCUCAGCCCCUGGAACUCAACAUGUCGAGGGUUCUCGAGUACAAACUCGAGGAGUAUGAUUCCCGUGGCACCAAUACCGUUUGAUGACCCAUUAGGGGGGGAUGAAGAGGACCCUAAAAAGAAAAAAGAUUCGAAAAAGGAGACUGGGCGUGGAUACGACAUAUUUAUGAAAUGCUUAGAGACUGCUGGAAUCAUGGUGGCUUCGUUGUCAAUGUUAGGCCUGGCUGGAUUGAUAUAUCACAGGACAUAUAAAGAAAGGGCUUUAACAAAGAUGUCGAACGCGUUCACAGAAGGAAAUCCGGCAUUCGAGCUCUCCAUGCACCAAAAUGGCGAAGAUGAUCGUAAUGAUUGGUUAGUACCUGCAUCGACAUAUUCCUAUAACAUGAUUCAACUAACUGCUAGCUAG
Molecule: messenger RNA, 507 nt
Organism: Sugiyamaella lignohabitans
Lineage: Eukaryota; Fungi; Ascomycota; Dipodascomycetes; Dipodascales; Trichomonascaceae
Exons: 1
Coding region: 1-507 (168 amino acids)
Source: RefSeq, a predicted model, not a curated record